AUGUUUCUACAUCGUCAGAGAAAAAAGGUUGGGAAACGAACGCUUGACAAUUCUCCAAAGAAACAAACAAAGCAAGAAAUGAGGAAGCGAAUUGACAUGAAAAAUGCAUUUCAAGCGCAUUCAUUCGUCAACGAGUCCCUUGAAAAGUGUGGAGAAGUUUCAACGCUUUGUCACGUAGUUUCAUUUGAAAUUCGAUGUUAUUUUCCAUUUGGGGAAGUUUAA
Messenger RNA from Clunio marinus, 222 nucleotides. Lineage: Eukaryota; Metazoa; Arthropoda; Insecta; Diptera; Chironomidae. The record is from the annotation of a GenBank genome assembly.